Molecule: messenger RNA, 1419 nt
Organism: Gilbertella persicaria
Lineage: Eukaryota; Fungi; Mucoromycota; Mucoromycetes; Mucorales; Choanephoraceae
Product: surfeit locus protein 6-domain-containing protein
Exons: 3
Coding region: 43-1263 (406 amino acids)
Biological process (GO): ribosomal small subunit biogenesis; ribosomal large subunit biogenesis
Cellular component (GO): nucleolus
Molecular function (GO): RNA binding; DNA binding
Source: RefSeq, a predicted model, not a curated record
CUCAAAUUUUUUUCCCUUUCUUUUUCUUGAUUAAAGAAAGCCAUGGUUCAAAAUCAUAUGAUUGACUCUUUAUCGGAGCGUCUUCAACAUGACGUUCAGAUAUUUGACGACUUGUUGAAACUGAUACCCGCUAAAUUUUAUGUGAUGGACAAAACAGAAGAAGCCAACGGUAAAUUCCAACACAACAAACGUAAGAAGGCACCAAAACAAGCUAUCAAAGACGCUACAAAGAAAGCCAAAAAAGCCAAACUUGACCCUGAAAACGCAAAAACUAUUGCUCAAGUACAAGAAGAAAAGGCUAAGCAAUUGGCAGAAUCAAAAGCAGAUGAAGACGAUGCAUCAGAAGAAAGCGAGUCAGAUAGCGAUGAUAAUGAAGUCGAGUCUGAAAAGAUGGAAGUCGAUUCUGGUGCUUUUAGUGGACUAGAUGAUGACAGCAACACAAAUCAUACAUCUUCAGCCAAGCAAGAACCAGUCAAUGUUCAACCUAUGGAAAAGAGCGAUAUUGAUCAACUUCGUAACCGUCUUCAUGAACGUAUUCAUUUGUUGCGCAAAAAACGCAAUGCUCCAGGUGCUAAUCCUGCCAACCCUAGAAGUCGCGAAGAUAUUUUAGCUGCCAGAAAUAAGAAAAAAGAAGACAGAAAGAAGGCUAUUAAAGCACAAAAAGAAAAGGGUAAUAAAGUUGCUCCUGAAGAACUUGUCAAGUUUGACAGCAAGUCCAAUGCUGAUAAAUCUCGUCCUUCUGCAGACUCCAUAAAGAUGGACGGUGACUUGUUCUUUGGUAAGCUUUCUGUUGGUAAGGAUCAAAAGAAGAAGAAGGGUCCCUCAGAUGCAAAGACACAAUUGAAGAUGCUUGAAGCCAAGAAGGAAAAGAUGGAGAAACUCAAAGAAGAGAACAAAUCAAAAGCAGACGAAAUGAAGGAAAAAGAUGAAUGGAGUAAGGUGAUUGCCUUGGCAACAGGUGACAAACCAAAGGACGAUGCAAAACUACUAAAAAAAGCCAUCAAACGACAAGAAAAGCAAAAGCAAAAGAGUGGCCAAGAAUGGAAUAAGCGUCUUGAAAAAGUAAAGAUAGACGAAAAGAACAAAAUCAAGAAGAGAGAAGAAAAUAUCAAGGCAAAGAUUGAAGAAAAGAAGAAUAAGAAGAGAGGCAUUAAAGUCAAGCCUGCUGCCAAAAAAGCACGCCCUGGCUUUGAAGGUGGAAAGAGAAGCAAAGGCGGUAAAGUGACGAAGCCAAAAGCUCCUAAUAACAAAGGCAAAAAAUAAUGUAGUUUAGUUUUUUAUUAUUAUUAUCUCGCAUCCCCCCACCUCCUCCUUGUUUUUUUUUCUUUUUAUAUUUUCAUAUCCAACACAAUUUGUAAUGCAUUUUUUGAUAAAAUUCUUAAAUAGACAACCCACAAUUGUUUGUUCAGAAAAUAAGAA